CUCCCUCUCGCCGGAACUUCUCCAGCGGGCGCUCUGUGGAUUCCAGGGGGAAGAUGCUGAGUGCCAUUUGGGUCCACGUCAGCCGGAGCCCCGUCCCCAAGCUGCCAGCCAAGUAGAAAGAGAGGGAGAGAAAGCAAAGAACGAAAGAAGGGGGCAAAGUCCGAGCUGGCCCAGAGAGCGAACCCCCCCCACCCCCACACACAACUUAGCCUGAUGGGCAUCUAACGGGAGCCCCUCUUCUGCCUGCUUCGCGGGGUCCGUUUGGUCUGUGCUCCAGGAGUCAUGGUGUCUGGUCGCAGAGGCCUACAGUGGAGCCUGCUCCAAGCCAGCCUCCUGGUCUUCCUGAUCCUCCUGGCAUCCUCCCAGACGACCAGCAGUGAGAGAGGACGCAAGAAGAUUGUCCAUGUGCUCGAGGAUGAGUCGGGCGCCGUGGUGGUGCAAACGGCACCAGGGAAGGUGGUGACCCACCGCGGGGGCACCAUCGUCCUGCCCUGCCGCUACCACUACGAUGUCUCGGCCCACGACCAGGACGAGAUCCGGCUCAAGUGGACCAAGGUCACCGACCCCGUGGCCUUCGUCGACGUCUUCGUGGCCAUGGGCAAGGAGCGCCGGGCCUUCGGCAGCUACCGGGGCCGGGCCACGCUGCAGGAGGCCGGGCCCGGAGACGCCUCCCUGAUCAUCCGCAACGUCACCCUGCAGGACUAUGGCCGCUAUGAGUGCGAGGUCACCAACGAGCUGGAGGACGACGCUGGCAUGGUCAAGCUCGACCUGGAAGGCGUCAUCUUCCCCUACCACCCCCGGCUGGGCCGCUACACCCUCAACUUCCACGAGGCCCAGCAGGCGUGCGCGGAACAGGACGGGAUCCUGGCGUCCUACGACCAGCUGCACGAGGCCUGGCUGGAGGGUCUGGACUGGUGCAACGCCGGCUGGCUGCAGGACGGCUCCGUGCAGUACCCCAUCUCCCGGCCCCGGGAAGAGUGCGGCCGCAAGGACACGCCCGUGGGAGUCCGCAACUAUGGAUACCGCCACAAGGACGACGAGCACUACGACGCCUUCUGCUUCACCUCCAAUUUAAACGGCAACGUCUUCUUCCUGAAGACUUACCGCAAGCUGAGCUUUGCCGAGGCGACGCGAGCCUGCGAGGGCAGCAGGGCAUCCGUGGCCAAGGUGGGCCAGCUCUACGCAGCCUGGAAGAUCCAGCUGCUGGACAAGUGUGAAGCAGGCUGGCUGGGGGAUGGCAGCGUCCGCUACCCCAUCGUCAAUCCCCGAGCCCGCUGCGGGGGGCUCCAGCCAGGGGUGCGCAACCUGGGCUUCCCUGACAAAAAGUACAAGCUCUUUGGGGUUUAUUGCUACCGGCCGGCUGGAGUGGUGGCCCCCCGGUGGGGCUGGGAGGACCAGGGGUCCUGGCAGCCCUUGCGAGUGUAGCUGGGUGACACCCCUCUUCUGGAGGGGCAGGGUAUUCUGAGCCCCAGGAUCUGCAGAUCAAGCUGUUGCUAUGGGGAUGGGCACCCCCCACUCCCUCACCCUGACCCUGUCCGCCUCCCCCUCUUUCUUCUCGCCUGCCAUAUCUUGCCUCCCCUGAAACCUCAGGCCUCACAGGUUUAAAACACAUCAAGAAAAUCUCCUUCUUCCCCACAAUCCAGCAGGGACCAGAUUCUUAAAGGAACAGUGGACAGCCCUGGGGAGAGACCCAGCACAAGGAAGCUGCUUGUCUCCAAGUACAGCCCCCUACCUUCCCCCCUUCCCCAAGACAGUCCCCCCCCGACAAAAAAAAAGGCAGUCUCUACCUGCUCCCCCUUGACUCAGAGCCAGCCUUUGUGCUAUUUGGAAUGUCAGUUGCACCCAGCACGGCACCUGGUGUAUGCCGGGGCACCAGGAUGCCCGGGUUCUACGAUGGACUUCUUAACUGGUGUAAUUCCCCCUUCCCUCUCCCUAAACCACAAUGCUCCCCCCUCUAGCCAACCAGGAGAAACCUUGUCUCUCAGCUUCCUGCCCCAGGCUGCUGUAGGGAUUUAGGGGUGAGGCCUGGGUAACAUCUAAUCCGGCUGCCCCUUCCCCUAGCUUGGCCCAGAGCCAGGGCAAGGGCUGAAGCCUAGGACAUGGGGUCAGACUGAGAUCACCUUUCCACGUACUUCCCUGGCUCAUCCCUGUCUCCCCUCCGCCCCCUCCCCCCAGUCUCCUCUUGGCCAGGUCUAGAAGUGGCUGACUUGCCCCUCUGAUUAACCCCUGCUCCUCACCUCUACCUGCAGCGCCUUGCCCCUCCCUCCAAUAAAGCUCUGGAUCC
Molecule: messenger RNA, 2284 nt
Organism: Ornithorhynchus anatinus (platypus)
Lineage: Eukaryota; Metazoa; Chordata; Mammalia; Monotremata; Ornithorhynchidae
Gene: HAPLN4
Product: hyaluronan and proteoglycan link protein 4
Exons: 5
Coding region: 283-1425 (380 amino acids)
Biological process (GO): cell adhesion
Molecular function (GO): hyaluronic acid binding
Source: RefSeq, a predicted model, not a curated record